Messenger RNA from Amphiprion ocellaris (clown anemonefish), 3294 nucleotides. RefSeq names its product kinesin family member 20A (gene kif20a). The transcript is spliced from 19 exons. Bases 182 to 2896 code for a protein of 904 amino acids. Gene Ontology annotation, biological process: mitotic spindle assembly; microtubule-based movement. Gene Ontology annotation, cellular component: nucleus; spindle microtubule. Gene Ontology annotation, molecular function: plus-end-directed microtubule motor activity; ATP binding; microtubule binding. Lineage: Eukaryota; Metazoa; Chordata; Actinopteri; Pomacentridae. The record is from RefSeq and is a predicted model, not a curated record.
GCAGUCCGGUAAAAUAGCUCAGCUGAGGCUUCGAUCAGUUUCAGGUGACUCAGACUGAUGCAGUUUUAACGCAGUAACCGAAGUUUAGUUUAGUCACGUAGUCGGUUUUGACGAUCCACGGAGGACAUUCAGCCACCGAACUUCCUGGAAACGACACGAAUAUCGAACCGUCGAGGUAAGCAUGGCGCUGUCUUUGUCCUCACCAUGUGGAUUGCACUCGGAUGAGGAGGAGGAUAUGGCAGUGUUUGAGUCGACAGCAGCAGAGCAUGGAGGCCUGGGUAGACCACGUCUACCUGAGCUCUCUGUUAUUUCUCCUGGCCUGGACAUCCGCCCAUCCAUUGCAGGACCGAAAUUAGCAGUGAAACGUGGAAGCUGUGAUGAAGGGAGCGCAGAGCGAGUCAAGGUUUUUCUGCGCAUCAGGCCGCUUACUAACACUGAGAGAGACAGAGGAGAAGAGCAGGGUUGUGUGGCUGUUCAAGAUGAGGAGACUCUGCUGCUCAAAGCUCCAAAGGAGUCUCAGAACAUGAGGGCAGCAGAAAGGGGCAUCGCCCAGAGCAUUCACAAGUUCAGUUUUUCGAAGAUUUUUGGUGCGGAGACAACACAGCAACAGUUUUAUGAGAACACAAUGAAGAAGAUGGUAAAAGAUGUGCUUCAGGGAGAAAACAGACUCCUUUAUACUUAUGGUGUCACCAAUUCUGGAAAGACUUACACUGUUCAGGGCACUGGUCGAGAGGCUGGCCUGCUGCCUCGCGCCUUAGCGUCUCUGUUCAGGAAACUGCAGGGCCGUCUCUAUGCUGCCAUGGAUCUGAAGCCUGUCAUGUCUCAGGAUGUGAGGCAGCUUGGCCCCGGUGAGGUCAAAGUGGAGGAAAUCCGCAGAAACUCUCUGCUUAAAGAGGAUGAGACUUCUCGUCGAGGUGGUACCACUACAAUCUGGGACAGCGGCAUUGGAGGCCUCUCCUCUACAAGCAACAUUGCCAACCAGCUUGAAGACACUGACAGUGUUUGUCUGGAGCCGGACAGCCUUUCCCACAGUGGAGGGGACGACCUGGAGGAAGGGGUGCAGUUUUCCAUCUGGGUGUCCUUCUAUGAGAUCUACAACGAGUUCCUGUAUGACCUGCUGGAUGCAUCGCCCUCCCUGCAGCCCCGGAAAAGAGCCACCUUGCGGCUUAGUGACGACAAGCAGGGCAACCCCUAUGUGAAAGACCUCACCUGGAUCCAGGUUCGCAGCGCUGAGGAAGCUUGGAAGGUUUUGAGGGCCGGACGUCGCAACCAGAGCUUCGCCAGCACUCACCUCAACCAAAACUCUAGCCGCAGCCAUAGCAUCUUCUCCAUCCGUGUCCUGCACGUCCACCCAGAGGCAAGUUCAGGCAAAGCCAUGCACAUCAGCGAACUGACUGUGUGUGAUUUGGCCGGAUCUGAACGCUGUAAAGAGCAGCGUAACGGUGAGAGGAUGAAGGAGGCCAACAACAUCAACACCUCCCUCCUAACACUGGGGCGCUGUAUUGCUGCCUUGAGGCACAACCAGAAUAACAAGUCACGACCUCCUCAAGUGGUGCCCUUCAGAGACAGUAAACUGACUCGGGUCCUGCAGGGUUUCUUCUGUGGGCGGGGAACCUCCAGCAUGGUGGUCAACAUCAAUCCAUGUGCCUCCAUCUAUGACGAGACCCUCCAGGCCCUCAAAUUCUCUGCUAUUGCCACCCAACUUGUCCACGGCCCGUCCACAAAGACCAGAGUGGCCUACAUCCUGUCUCUACUUCGUGAGCCAACAGCAAACGGUAAUGAAAGCACGAUGAUGGAGGAGGAAGAGGAUGACAGCGAUAUCGAAGAUGGAGAUAUCACCAUGUUAAAUACUGAGGCUUUGCUGCAGGCCAUCGAUGUCCUGAAGAGAGAGGUGCACCGCCAGCGGGAAGAGAAAGAAGUUCUAGAGGCAAAUGUGAGAGAGCAGGUGGUGUCUGAGAUGAUGGAGGUCAUCUCUGGAAUGCAAGAUGGAUUCAGUGAGACCUUGGAGGCGGAGAGGGCUCUAAUUGAAGAGAGGUACGAGGACAAGAUAACUAAUCUGCAAAAACAUCUGAAGAAAUUCUACAGCCAGGAGCUGAAGGAGCGCGAUCAGGAGAUUGAAGCUUUGUCUGCUGCCCUUGAAAAAAAGAGGGAAGGUGAAACAGUUCCUGUAACAGUGCCGGCGAGAGACUCUGAGGAACCUCGACGUUCUAAGCGCCUCACUACUCAGACUGAACUUGGCAGACUGCAUGUUGAUCUUGACCAGUGUCGCGCUGAGCUGCUUACCAAAACACAAGAGGUGACAAGGCUGAAGAUGCAGCUAGAAGUACCAGGUUCAACUGGCGCCCUCACCGCUGCCGCUGACCGCAAGCUGGAGGAGGGUCAACGGAACCUGCGUCAGCUGCGUCUGGAUUUGCAGAGACUCGGAACAGACCUGCAGUCUGGUGAAAGAGCCUGCUGUCGCAACACAGGAGGAGAGAGGCUGCGUCACGCAUUAGCGGCUGCAGAUGAGACCCUAGUCAAACAGGACCAGAUCCUGAUGGAGCUCCAGAAUGGUCUGACGCUGGUUAAAGCUGACUUAAGGCGGAAAGCAGAGGCCCUGGCCCAGACACAGGCCGUCCGUCUGCCACCUGCAAGUUUUGCUGCCUCCAACGCAAUGGGUUCCUGCAAGAAGAGGGGCUGUGGGGCCGCAACACCUAGCGAAACUGAAAACCGGCCUCCGCAAAAACGUCCCUUUUUCCAGUCUCUGUUCCCAACAUGUACCCCGACACGUAAAUACAACACUCGUGCUGCCGAAGAAGCAAACAUCACUCCCUACUCACGGAUCUUGCGGUCUCGCCAGCCGUCUCCACCUCGCAGCCCUGUUCUCACCCCUCGUACUCUCAGGGGGAAGUACUGAGCUCUGCAGAGCUUUAAAGAAAGUUUCUUCCUGGUUUUAUGCAAAAAAGUUAGAAUUGCUGGGAACUUUAUAUUAUUUUUAUAUCUUUCUUGUAUCGAUCACUGUUUUGCAGUGCAGUUCGCUCACUGUCAUUCAAAAUAGUUAUAUUGUUUGUGCCAGUAAAACAAAUAAUGCUUUAAGAGUUGCAGUAAAGGUGCUCGGUAGCUAAAAGGACUGUUAAUGAAAACAGUGCAUGUGUGUAAUUAAUCUUCUCUGCAUGCCUUUGCUGUAAGUAGUUUUAUUCACACUGAGUAGUCCAAGUACAGUCACAUUUUAAACUGUACUAAAUUCUGUUUUAUUUACUGAGGUGUUUUUAUACUGUACAUGUGCUGAAAAAUAAAAAAAAAGCAGUCUUUGCA